GACGACUUUGUCCCUACUAGCUUAGCGGUGCCGUCGGGUACAGAUCACGUGACUUUUUCUUAAAGCGAAACGCGCAUGGACAAAUAGUGUUGCCGGACUAUUUGGCCAUUUGCUUCAUGGGGUGUUCGGAAAAACAGUUUAGCAGAUUGUUAUCGUCCCUCAAAUCAGCUUGACAGUGCUAAGCGUCUGUUUACUGUCACCACGCCUUGGACAAAGAAAUCUCGCCGUCAAAACAUCCACAUGAGCCCAAUUUCAUAGUUUCUGGCCACUGACCUGUAGCCAAUGGAUCGCUAUUGGCGCUCAAAAAAUCACGGAUAACUGCUGGAGCUAACGGUUUGGCUAGUAGCUGAGCUAGCUGUUGUCAUUCUCAGCACAUCCACUCAAAGGCAGAUGGACGUUUCGCCUUUCAUCCGAGCAGGGUUCAUCAGUUCAGGCACGAGCAUCGGUAGGACAAAUAACUGAAAUAGCUGUCAGGGGUGAGGGGGGAGCCGCCGCCUCCGCUCUCCAGAGGGUCCAUCGGCCGCCGGCUGAUGCAGCGAUGCGGCACCACUGGUUGUUCCUCGGGGCUUGCGGCUGGGUGCUGCUCAUCCUCGUGUUUGUCACCAAGUUCAUUAGCCACAGAGCUGUCGAUGAAUAUGAUGAAGAGAGGCUCGGUGGUCAGAGUUCGACUGUGUCGGGACACACGGCGGCGAAGCUUCCACUGCCCUCUGCAGAAAAAACGGUUUCGCAGCAACCGGAUCAGUGGAGGGCUCAGUCUUCAGCUGCCCCCACGGUGGCUGAAUGGGACUCCGUUGUUGGGAAGAGACUACAACUGCUCUCAGCUGUAUGCAACAACAGCAGCCUCAGGAAUUUGACUCGCAUCCCAAUCAGCAAGUUUGUACUGGACCGCAUCUUUGUCUGCGACAAGCACAACAUCUUAUUCUGUCAGACACCCAAAGUGGGCAACACGCAAUGGAAGAAGGUCCUAAUCACCCUCAACGGAGCCUUUUCCGGCGUGGAGGAGAUCCCAGAGAACCUGGUCCACGACCAUGAGAAGAACGGCCUACCUCGCCUCUCAUCACUAACGCCGCAGGAAAUUACACACAGGUUAAAGAAUUACUUUAAGUUUUUCAUCGUGAGAGAUCCAUUCGAGCGUCUGAUAUCUGCCUUCAAUGACAAGUUUAUAAAGAACCCCCGCUCUGAGCCUUGGUACCGGCAUGACAUCGCUCCCGCCAUCAUCCGCAAAUACCGCAGAAGCCAUCGUGACAGUGACCAUGCAGCGUCUGGCUUACACUUUGAGGAAUUUGUCCGUUACCUGGGGGACGUUGAGGGCCGCCGCCGGAUGGAUCGUCAGUUUGGCAGGCACAUCAUUCACUGGAUGACGUAUGCAGAGUUGUGUGCGCCAUGUGACAUCCACUACGAUGUCAUAGGACACCACGAGACGCUGGAGCGAGAUGCUGCCCACAUCUUGAGGAGAGCAGGCAUUGAGCAGCUGGUGUCCUACCCGGCCAUCCCUCCUGGCAUCACACGCUACAAUAAGACCAAGAUUGAGCGUUACUUCUCAGGAAUCACCAAACGGGACAUCAGGCGCCUGUACGCGCGCUACCAGGGUGACUUUCACUUAUUUGGAUACCCAACACCUGACUUUCUACUUAACUGACAUUAAUUAAUCAUACGGAAUCUGUUCCUAAUCUUUGGGGCUGAUUGUGUGUUACACCGCACAUCUAACAAGUGCAGUGUCAGAACUAUUAACACAAUAGUCACUCAAAUGCGAGAUAUUGUUGUAGUAGCAAUGACAAGCUAGUAUCAGUACACUGUAUGGAUUGCAAGGUUUGAGCCUAUCAGAAUGAACUUUUAUACAUUUUUUGUACACUUGAGAGGAUGUGGUAGAAUGGUAAUAAAGUGAAGGAGCAAAGAACCUAAUAAUUAAGUUCGGACACAGCCAGACUUGCAACAUUGUCCCACUCCACGAUGGAGUCAUUGUUCUCGAUGGCAAAAGCUCACACCAUUCUUUUAGGCUGGUAGUCACAAUGACCUAGCUCAGCAUUUUAGAAUGAUUAGAAGUGUAUGCAGUGUAGAAAUGAAGGAUGGAAACGGUCCUGUAUACAGCCGGUGUUACUGCCACAUACAGGGCCACCCUACUGGAUGGUUUUGUUUUGGUCAGAACAAUAAACACACAAACACAA
Molecule: messenger RNA, 2165 nt
Organism: Phyllopteryx taeniolatus (common seadragon)
Lineage: Eukaryota; Metazoa; Chordata; Actinopteri; Syngnathiformes; Syngnathidae
Gene: chst10
Product: carbohydrate sulfotransferase 10
Exons: 5
Coding region: 539-1639 (366 amino acids)
Biological process (GO): carbohydrate biosynthetic process; proteoglycan biosynthetic process
Cellular component (GO): membrane
Molecular function (GO): sulfotransferase activity
Source: RefSeq, a predicted model, not a curated record